AUGAACGAGAAUUUACGUUUAUCUAAUUUUCCAAUGAAUUUUCAGAAAGUUUGUAGAACUUGUUUGACAGAAAAAGAUGAAUUACAAGCAAUUUUUCGAAUUAUUGAUUUAUUAAAAGAAUGUACUUCAGUACAAGUCGACAUGGAAGAUAAUUUGCCAAAAUUAAUUUGCAUUGAAUGUAAUAAUAAAUUAAAUAAUGCUUUUCAGUUUAGAAAACAAUGCCAAUUGUCUGAAAAAAUUUUGUAUCAAUUAAGAGACUUUAAGGAAACACCUAUUAAACUCGAAAACAACGGGUCAAAUUCGCAAUUACAUAAAACUGAAAACUUAGAAAUUAAUGAAAUCUACAUUAAAUUAGAGAAUUCUUAUAAUUUAAACGGGGGCAAUUUGAAUGCAUGUGAUGAAAAUAAGAUAUUAAAAAUUGAUGAUGUAUUCAAUAUUGUAAAUACUAAGAUAAGUAAUGCGGGGGUUGAUUUUUCUGAAACUACCAUUAUUGAUAAUAAAAGUAAUUUGAGUGAUUUUGAUGAACAACCUUUAAGCGCAAGAUUAAUUAAUGAAAACAGGGAUUCAGAUCAUGACGAUAUCGAUUAUAACAAUUCUAAUCAAAGUAGUGAGGAAUCUAUAAAUUUAAGAAAAAAUAAACCUAAUAAAAAAUCUAGUCGACGAAAUAAAAUAAUUAAAACAAAAGUCAUUAAAAAAAUACAAACGAAAAUAAAUAAUGAUAUUCGGAAUGAAUUUGUAUGUAAUCAAUGUGAAGAGUCUUUUGAAUUACAAAUAGAUUUAGAAAUCCAUGUGUUAAAACAUCAAAAGUUUGAUCAUUUAGUUUGCCCUAAGUGCAAAAGGACUUUUGAAAAAGAACGUAAUUUAAAAAAACAUUUAAAUAUACAUAUGGUUAACAAGCCCUAUAAAUGUAAAUUUUGUGAUAAGACCUUUGCUGGAGCCGGUGAUCGAAAUCGUCAUUUACGAAUUCAUACAGGUGAAAAAUCAUACAUAUGCUCAUCGUGCGGAAAACAAUUUCCAGAUUCUAGUGGAUUGUGGAGACAUAUGAAACACCAUAUAGGUGAAAAAAAAUUCGUAUGUACGAUUUGUUCAAAAUCCUUUUUUAAACCAUCUGAACUUCGAAUUCAUAUGCGUGUUCAUACCGGUGAAAAACCUUAUUUAUGUACUGAAUGUGGAAAAAGUUUUAGUCAUCCUAAUGGAUUAAAACUACAUAAACUAAAACAUACAGGAGAACGUCCAUUCCCAUGUACAGAAUGUGAGAAGACUUUUCUUUUAAAUAAACAUUUGAAAGUUCAUAUGCGUUCCCAUACUGGUGAAAAACCAUAUGUUUGUAAAAUAUGUGAAAUGGGUUUUGCAAGAUCAGAUUAUCUGGUUAUACACACUCGUUCACAUACUGGAGAGAGACCAUAUCCUUGUAAAAUUUGUGACAAGACUUUUAAAUCAAGCAAAGAUUUGUAUCAACACAAUCGAUCACAUAACAAAAUAAUACGGAAUUUAGAAAUCUCCAAAAUUGCUGCGAAAUAA
Messenger RNA from Chrysoperla carnea, 1521 nucleotides. RefSeq names its product zinc finger protein 501-like. The transcript has 5 exons. The record is from RefSeq and is a predicted model, not a curated record. Gene Ontology annotation, molecular function: DNA-binding transcription factor activity, RNA polymerase II-specific; RNA polymerase II cis-regulatory region sequence-specific DNA binding; zinc ion binding. NCBI's taxonomy places the organism in Eukaryota, Metazoa, Arthropoda, Insecta, Neuroptera, Chrysopidae. Gene Ontology annotation, biological process: regulation of transcription by RNA polymerase II. Gene Ontology annotation, cellular component: nucleus. The coding region runs from base 1 to 1521 and encodes 506 amino acids.